Molecule: messenger RNA, 1226 nt
Organism: Camelina sativa (false flax)
Lineage: Eukaryota; Viridiplantae; Streptophyta; Magnoliopsida; Brassicales; Brassicaceae
Source: RefSeq, a predicted model, not a curated record
AAAAAAAAAAGAACAAAAAAAUUACUUAACGCAAUUAGACAAGUUUUAUUUUUUUAUUUUUUUACUUCUACGUUUGUUUUCGACUUCUCCACAACUGUACGGAAGCAAAAAGAAGAAUGGAGUUUGCUUUAGCCAGUUCGAGUUUCCUGGGUACUCAAGUGGUUCCGGCGACUCUGUUUCGCAGACGAGCUCGAGCCGUGCCUCUCAGAGUCACUGCGAGUGGAAGAAGUUACAAUCGCAGCAGAAACGAUAAGGUAUACACGAGGCUUGACUCUUGUCUGGUCAUCCCUCCUCCUCCUAGAUUCAAGAAACCGCGUGCCAUUGUUAAAUUCUUGGGAGGUGCUUUCGUCGGAGCUGUACCUGAACUCACCUAUAGGUUAAUGCCAUCAUUUCAUUCAACAAUAAAUCAGCGACAGAGGCAGUUCCAUAUUUUGAGCAGCUUGGUCCUCUCAUCCAGCAGAUGAUGCCAGUCGUGGAAGCUUCUCCAGUAUAUGAAAUGGCUCGAAAUGCUUCAGGUGAUGUGCUGAAACUUUUACUUGACACAGCUGGGACAACGUUUCUAAAUAACGAUCAAGAAGCUCUGAAGUCAUUUACUAAUUUGGUGGAUCAGUUGCCCUCAGUAUUUGGUGAGGUUGGACAAGGGGUGUCUGAAUUUCGACCGUCACCACUUGAGAAUCGCAAUUGUUUCAAGUGCUCCUACAAUGUUCCUCACACUUUACUGGUGCAAUUCAACUCGGAUGCAAUCGAUGAGACUGAUUUGCUUGAAGAAACCCUUAGGCCUCGGAUAGAAUCUAUUGGGGGUACACUUGAAAAAGUCCGGCUGAAUGGAAACCAUCUCACACCUUGCAUACAGGACCCAAAAUGGCAGAUUGGGUCUCUCUACACACCUGCAGAUGCUGUGGCUCAGGCGCUAAAGACCAUUCCUCUUAGCGAAACUCGAGUUCUUUCGAAAACUAUCGUCGACUGGUUUAGACAGUUUGAGAAUUGAGCUGUCUCAUGUAUUGUUGAAGCAAUGUAAGCAUGGGAUAUAUAUUGACGAACAAGACUAGCCCUGAUCAUUCCCUGAGCAUAUAUCCUUCUCUGAACCAAAAAAAAAUUGGUACAAUAUGUAUACAUGUAAAUACAUUGGCGACAACUGUUUUCAUUGUUAACCACCUUCAAUGCAAAAUAUAGGGUUCAGGGGUUUGUUAAAUUUAUAAAAUCAAUACAUAAGUGUGUUUAAGCCA